AUGGCCGAUCUAUCUGCGACCUCAACAUCAUUGAGGCCUUCUUCCUUGGAUGCCUACCUUAAAUCAAAUUCUUCAAGAGAAAGCCAUCACACAUAUUCCAAAUUAUAUGGACGGUAUACCAGAGAAGAGGAAGAACAAGAUAAUGAUGAUAGAUCUGAUAUCGAAUUUGAUGAUGAAGAUGAUCUUGUUGAUGUGACACCGGUAGUUACAAGGACCAAAUAUAAUUCGGGAGCAAGAAUGUCCACGGCAGACUACAGUUUUGACGAUAGCUUUAACGAUGAUGAUUCCCAUAUUGAUGAUACCAACGAUACAAUUGAUGAAUAUGCAGAAUUCAACGACCCUAUUCUUUCUAUCAUAUCCAGUGAUGAUAUUUCUCCCGAAUCUUUAGCUGUUGUGUUGAGAACUUUACCAUUAUCAGAUAAACCACUAGUGAAGUAUAUAAAUAAGGCUUUCAAAGUACUCCAAGAUUUAAAUAACUUGAUCUCAAUGAUAACCACCGGAUGGGAAUUCAUUGCAUUAGAAAAAGAUAUUCAGCGAGCUAUUAGACCGGAUUUCAAUGCUCAAAAUACACCCAAAAAGAAGAAAAAAAACAAAAAGACUAGAGAAAAUAAACAUAAGAAGCACAAUUCAAAGUCUUUAUUUUCAAGUCCUAUUGAUCUUUUGGCCGGUAUGGAGAUUGACGGGGAAGAAGAAGAAGAAGAAGAAGAAAAUGGAUAUGGACACUCAAAAAUAUUUGAUACUCAUGUGGCAAAGACGGUUCUCAAUAAGGCCUUGGAGUUCCACCAAAGUCUUUAUGAACUAAAUGCCAUUAUUCUAGACAUCAAUAGGGUUUUGUCAAAUUUCAGUCCUUUACAAUAUGUCAGUGAUGCAGGUGUACUUCUCACCAAUAUUUCCCUUAAAAUCAUUGAGUUGAAGAACCAACUCAGCGAAAAAAUCAAUGUUUCUUAUUCCCAAUCGAAAUUGAUUAUUAUGGGAUCUGAUUUGGAGGAACUUCUUCAAGACUUUAAUAUGGAUAAUGCUGACGGAAAUGAUGCUGCUAGUAGUAUUAUAGACGCCGACCAUCCUAUUAUUUCAAACGAUUUGGCAGCGACCAUCGAAGGGUAUAAAGAUUUCGUUAUUACAAUUUUGAACCAAUUACACGACGCCCAAGAAACCGAAAUUCCAGAUGAAAUCAAUGAAUGUUUGGCAGUAAUUGGUGAUUUAGAAAAGAUGUUUGAUGCCUUGAUGAAGCAAGUCUAUGAACCAGAAUAUAAAGCAUCCUUUGCUAACACCACAACUGCGGAUGAUGAUGAUGAUGAUAGCUCUAUAGGAAUGGAGUCUGAUGAUCUGUUUGAGCAUAUUCCAAGAACUGAACAUGCCACUCAUACUCGCCAGAAUUCUAAAAACUCUCCUUUCGGAGACCACACCUCGACUCCAAAUGAUAGCCGUCGUCAACCGCAACCUGCAUCUGUCAGAUCAGACUUCUCAAGUCCUGCAAACAGCUCUAAUUUUGAUAAUGAUACCUUAUACGAGUCUGAUCAAGAUCUUCACAACAUUUCUAAUAACGCUAGAAAAUUGAAGAGUCAAGUAAUGAAUAGCAAUUACAAAACGCAUUCCCGAGAACCUUCUACUUUAUCUUCAUCUGCAACUCUCGGCAUGAUGAGUAGAUCGACUUCAAAUAACAAUUUCCGUCACAAUAUCAACAACGCCCAGGGAAGAACCACUUUAACGGAAGAAAUGCCAUUCUUGUUACAAGCUUUUGAUAAUGCCAAGGAAGCAGAACUUGAAUUGAAAUCGCAUAUGUCUAACAAGAAGGCUCACAAAGCUUUAAAUACUUCACCAACAACCACUGAUUUAAAGAAAUCGAGUCCUCCUAGAGAAACAAAUGAAGAAAAUGAACUUAAUGAAGACCAAUAUUUUAACCAAUAUGAUCAUCCAAGCAUGAUUGCCUCAAUCAAUUUGCCUCAACGUGGUUUAGGCUUUGCUGGAGGUGAAAGUUCAACUUCUAGUAUCGCAAAUAAUUUGUAUACUGGCUCAGCUUUCAUUAAAAGACCAGUAUUGUUCAAAACCACCAAUCCUAUCAACGCUUCAAAUCCAUUAGUUAUUAAAGAAGAUAUUCCCGAACCACUGGUUUCUCCAGACACACCUUCUUUAGCUUCCUCAAUAUUUGGUUCGUGGUUUAAGCCGACCGGCAGUGAACCUUCUCCUAGUUCGGCAAUGUCGCAAUCUCUCCCGACAUUACCAUCUAAUCCUGCUCGUCCAGCAUUACCUGCGCCUGUGCCAACCCAGUUUAAGCAGCACAAUUCCAUUUCUACCUCUUCUUUAUUGAUGAGACAAGGUUCAUCUCCGCAAGUUCCUCAAGAAAUCGCUGGACCAUUAGAAUUGACCAUCGAAGACGAUAUUGAUUGA
This is a messenger RNA of Saccharomycopsis crataegensis, 2388 nucleotides long. RefSeq lists its product as uncharacterized. The record is from RefSeq and is a predicted model, not a curated record. Bases 1 to 2388 code for a protein of 795 amino acids. NCBI's taxonomy places the organism in Eukaryota, Fungi, Ascomycota, Saccharomycetes, Ascoideales, Saccharomycopsidaceae. The transcript has a single exon.